Molecule: messenger RNA, 3483 nt
Organism: Oxyura jamaicensis (ruddy duck)
Lineage: Eukaryota; Metazoa; Chordata; Aves; Anseriformes; Anatidae
Product: pleckstrin homology domain-containing family G member 3-like
Molecular function (GO): guanyl-nucleotide exchange factor activity
Source: RefSeq, a predicted model, not a curated record
GGGCGCUGCUGCUGUCCCCGCCCCCGGGGCUCGCCCGCCGCUUCCUGCGGGCACGGCCGGGACGGGGCGGCGGCGGCGGCGGAGCGCGGCGGAGCCCGGCGAUGCCGGUGCCCGCCUGCCCGCAGCGCCCUGCCCUCGGCGAGGUGCCGGGUCCCGCCCGCGGCAUGGAGGAGGAGGAGGAGGAGGCGGCGUGCGACGGCGAGGAGCCCUGGCUGGGCAACAGCAACAACAACGCGGCCCCGGGGGGGCGGCCGGGUCCGCGGGGCGUGCGGCCCCCGGGCGGGGAGCCCUCGUACCUGCAGCGCGUGCUGCUGGAGAUCGUGGAGUCGGAGCGCACCUACGCCCGCGACCUGCGCGGCAUCGUGGAGGGCUACCUGGGGAAGAUCAUCGACGCCGAGGAGCCGCCGCUGCGGCCGGAGCAGGUCAGCGCGCUUUUCGGGAACAUCGAGGACAUCUACGAGCUCAGCAGCAACCUGCUGCAGAGCCUGGAGAGCUGCGCCUGCGACCCGGUGGCCGUGGCCGUCUGCUUCGUGACGCGGAGCCAGGAGUUCGACAUCUACACGCAGUACUGCAACAACUACCCCAACUCGGUGGCGGCGCUGAGCGAGUGCAUGAGGAGCAAGCAGCAGGCCCGGUUCUUCCGCGAGUGCCAGGAGCAGAUGCGGCACGCGCUGCCGCUGGGCGCCUACCUGCUGAAGCCCGUCCAGAGGAUCCUCAAGUACCACCUGCUGCUCCAGGAGAUCGCCAAGCACUUUGAGCGCAAGUCGGGGGACGACUACGAGGUGGUGGUGGAGGCCAUCGACACCAUGACCUGCGUGGCCUGGUACAUCAACGACAUGAAGCGCAAGCACGAGCACGCCAUCCGCCAGCAGGAGAUCCAGUCGCUGCUGCUGCAGUGGAAGGGGCCGGACCUGACCAGCUACGGGGAGCUGGUGCUGGAGGGCACCUUCCGCGUGCAGCGGGCGCGCAGCGAGCGCGCCGUCUUCCUCUUCGACAAGCUCCUCCUCAUCACCAAGCGCCGCGGGGACCACUACGUCUACAAGAGCCACAUCCCGUGCUCCUCGCUGAUGCUGAUCGAGAGCACGCGGGACUCGCUCUGCUUCAGCGUGGCUCACUACAAGCACAUCAAGCAGCAGUACGGCCUGCAGGCCAAGAGCGUGGAGGAGAAGCGUGUCUGGACCCACCACAUCAAGCGGCUCAUCCUGGAGAACCACCACGCCAUCGUCCCCCAGAAGGCCAAGGAAGCCAUCCUGGAGAUGGACUUGUUCCACCCCCCGCGCCUGCCCCGCUACAGCCCCGAGCGCCUGCACAGGAGCCGCUCCUGCCAGCCCCUGGACCAGCAGCGCCACGGCCGCCGGCAGUCGGAGCCCUUCCAGCGCUGCGACCACGCCGAGAUGCCGCCGGACCGGCUGCGGGGGCACGCGGGGCGCCGGCAGUCGGGCGCUGAGCCCUCGUGUCCCCCCCAGCAUGCAGGCAGCGAGGGGACCCUCCUGGAGGCGGGGGAGCCCCCGCAGCCCCCCAGGGCCUGGGCUGCAGCUGGGGGCAUCGUGGAGGAGGAGGAGGAAGAGGAGGAGGAAGAGGAGGCUUUGGGCAAGGACAGCCAGGAGGAGCAGGAUGGGGACGGGGACAAGGACGGGGACAUGGUGGAGGAGCCCCAGGAGGAGCAGGGGACCCCAGCAGGGAGCUGCGAGUGGCACCGCGAGGUCACCGCCACCCCGGCAUCACCGGUGUCCCCGCUGCGCACCGGGGAGCUCGGCGAGGGGCUGGAGACCCCUGCGCCCCCCUCCCCAUCGGGGACCCCCCCACCAGGGCUGCCCGAUGGGGAGGGCGACCCCGAGCAGCACCCGGAUACGGAGGGGGGCACUGGGGAGGACCCGCGGGCGUUGAGCAGCGAGGAGGAGGAGGAGGAGGAGGAGGAAGGCCACGGGGAGGGCAGCAUCCUGCCCCCCUCGGUGCUGGACCAGGCCAGCGUCAUCGCCGAGCGCUUCGGCAGCAGCCUGUCGCGCCGCGGCAGCCUGGCGCUGGAGGGGCGCAGCGGCAGCACCCUCAGCCUCGACGGGCCUCCCCCGGAAAGCGGGGCGCCCCGCAGCCCCCCGCCCUCCCCGGAGCCUCCCCCCGGCCCCCGGCGCCGCUCGCUCCUCUCCACCCAGGACCUGCUGCUGCUGCGUAAGAUCCGGAGCUACUACGACAACGCCGAGCACCAGGACGCCGGCUUCAGCAUCAAGCGCCGCGAGAGCCUCUCCUACAUCCCCAAGGGGCUGGUGAGGAACUCGGUCUCCAGAAUCAACAGCUGGCCCCCCCCGGAGCCAGGAAGCCCCAAAACACCCCCAGAGCCAGUGAGCCCUAAAACACCUCCGGAGCCGGUGAGCCCCAAAACGCCUCCGGAGCCCGUGCCGGUGGUGGAUGGAGCAUCCCCUGCGCACCAGGAGAACGGGCUGGAGCCCCCCGCCGAGCCGCUGCUCAUCCUGGAGGAUGGGGACGUUGGUGCCAGGGACCCCCCGGGGGUGCUGGCACUCGGGAGCCCCCCCGGGCGCCCCGCCACCAGGGUGUACCAGCUGGCCCGCCAGUACAGCCUGCGCAUCAAGAGCCGCCGCCGCCGCGCCGGCGUGCCGCUGGGGGACGGUGCCACCCACGCCAGCACCCCAGGUGGGACACGGUGGGGUGGGGGGACCACGGGCACCAUCCCCCCGCCACCGCCCCGCUCUCACCCGCUCUCUUCUCCCCCAGGUUUGCUAAAGCCACCCGUGUCCCCAGGGGACACCGUCACCCCCACGGUAUCCGGUGCCCCCCGCAGCCCGCCCAGCCCCGGCGGUGGCGGCACCGAGCCCUUCUCCUGGCCGGACGUGCGGGAGCUGCGCGCCCGUUUCGGCGCCCCGCGGCCACCACCGGUGACCCGCAGCCGCUCGGCGCCCGAGGGGCCGGGGCGCGGGGGGCGGCCGGCGGCCAAGGAGCGGGGUGGGGGCCGCAGCCGCAGCGCUGAGGCGGGCGUGGGGACCCCCGACCCACGGCGCAGUGGUGGUGGUGGUGGUGGCCACCAUCACCACCAGCAGCCCGGGGGGCUGUGGAUGACGGCGCAGGCGCCCCUGGGCCCCGGGGGGCAGCGGGUGGUGGUGCUGGAGAGGCUGGCCCCCCCUGCUGCCUCCGAGCCCCCCGCCUACGUGCAGAUCCGCUCGCCCACCACCCGCGAGAAGAUCUGCCUGAAGGCGGUGGUGGAGCGCUGCAAAGCCUACCAGGCUUCCGAGGAGUACCGGCGGCGCUGCCCCCCCGGGCAGGGUGAGCCCCCCGAGCCCCCCCGGCACGGCCUCGUCAGGGACCUGCGGCAGAAGUUUCAGACCCUCGACGCCGCCAGCUAGGGGGGGGCAGCCGGGAGAUGGGGCGCCCUGUGGAUCCCCAGGAGAUGGGGCACCCCAUGGACCACCAGGAGACGGGACACACCCUGGAUCCCCAUGACAUGGGGCACCGUGUGGACUACUGAGAGAUGGG